Molecule: messenger RNA, 1258 nt
Organism: Klebsormidium nitens
Lineage: Eukaryota; Viridiplantae; Streptophyta; Klebsormidiophyceae; Klebsormidiales; Klebsormidiaceae
Source: the annotation of a GenBank genome assembly
GAAGCUCUGAACCCAGGAAGGCUAGGUGGCAGAACCAGAUCUCAAAACACGGGCCCAGGGCAGCCCAGGGCGCGGCCAGGGUGGGAGUUGAGGUGGUGGCAGCUGGCGCUUAGGUUUAGGUGCCGCUCAGGCUGGUAGAGUAGUCAGGACCCAGGAGGCCAUGUUGACAAAGUGCUUGUUCUUUGAGCACGCGGUGUCCUCCAUGAGAAGGUGUUGGGGUCGUUGCUGAGGUCUUUUCCGCUAAUAAAGACGUGGCGGUGGCAUUUCCUUUCAAUUGUCAGAGUGGAUGUUGCUACUUUUUGGGAAGAAGUUUAGCUGAGCGGACGGGAGGAUGGCGGAAGAAGCGGCGCAAGGCGUGGAGAAUUUGAACUUGGCAGCCGAUGGGGGAAAGAAGAACAGAAUACAAGUGUCGAACACAAAGCGACCACUCUUCUUCUAUGUCAACCUGGCAAAGAGGUUCAUGGCUCAGCAUGGGGAAGUGGAAUUGUCAGCUCUAGGCAUGGCUAUCGCUACGGUGGUCACGGUUGUUGAGAUCUUAAAGAAUAGCGGACUAGCGGUAGAAAAGCAGAUUAUCACGUCGACGGUGGACAUGAGGGACGAGUCUAGAGGGCGGCCAAUCCAGAAAGCCAAGCUUGAGAUUGUUCUCGAGAAGUCAGAGCGGUUUGAAGAGCUUAUGGCUGCUUCAGCCGGCGAAGAAGAAGGGGGAGAGGAGGAGGCUCCUGAAGAGGAGAGUUGAGAGUCACCAACGGCCCCGAACUAAAACGCAGUUGGAAAGAUAGGGCCUGCAAGAGAAGGGCACAACAGAUGAGCGGGCAUUGGGCUUCCAUCCGCGCGCAACAAUCGAUCAUGUAACUAUAACUUCUUACGCGUCGCGUUAGUUAGGGCUCGCAUAGACCUAAUUACUUCCGCGGCCUGGCUCAUGCUGAGCUGAACCGUGACUCUCAAUCUGCGGUGGACGUUGGUACUUUUGAUAAGAAUUACUGUAGACACUUGACUAUUGCCGAAACGUUGGAUUUGGAAUGAAUCUAGAAGACGGAAACACGGGACAAUGUUAGAUUUUUAGAUGCUUCGGAUUCUUCCUAUCGAAAUGCUAGGGUCACGGUGGUGUGGAUCAUAGGUGUGGCGGAGGAAGCCCACAGGACGGAUCACAAUUUUAAAGUCUUUGCUACACGUUCAUGUGCAAGCAUGUAGGAAUGGCUCCAAUCAUUUGUUUUACGAUCUUGACCAGUUGCUGUUAGAUACUUACAAUGUGCAAACA